Rhagoletis zephyria (snowberry fruit fly) is the source of this 939-nucleotide messenger RNA. RefSeq lists its product as uncharacterized. NCBI's taxonomy places the organism in Eukaryota, Metazoa, Arthropoda, Insecta, Diptera, Tephritidae. The record is from RefSeq and is a predicted model, not a curated record.
GUUUUCUAUAUAUUUUCUUAAAUUUUAGCCAUCGACUGACUAACUGAUUGGAUAUGUAAAGUGAUCAACGUGAAAUUUGACGGAACAUGGAAUUCGUGGAUUUAUUAAGAAUUACAUUAUUACUUCCUAUAUAUUUUGUAAAUUGUGAAAGUAUUUUCGUAUCUUUAGGAAUAAUCGAUCAAAAUGGUUGUAUUUUCUGUAAUUUUUUCUCUGGUUAGUUAAUAAUAAAAACCAUUGAAAUUCUUAAAUAAUUUUCGACGCAUUUUGGAGGAAGGAUAACGAGGAAAAGAAAAAAGUUUGGCGUUUGAAGUGGAUGAGGCUUCUGGGAGUGUCAACAAGUACCGAAGCCAAGGAGCUGUAUGCAUGCCAGAGGCACUUUUCCCCGAGAUAUCGGAACCUUCGUAAACUGUCUAAGGGUGCUAUCCCUGAUUUAAAUUUGCAUGCACCCACAGUAGGUGUAGAUUCAGGUAGAUUAGAAGGACAGGCAGAUAUAAGCGAGCAAAUUAUUUAUUUAGGUUCAGAGGAUUUUAUAACAGUAGAAGGGCAUUGCUUUUCGAUCGAUGAUGAGAUUGAAUUGGAGGUUCCCUUAGAGGAGACUCUUCAACCCUUUCCAAUUGAACAUCCAACUUGUUCCUCUUUAGGCAAGCACAAUGAAUCGCAAUUAGGGGUACGCAACCAAGAAACGCAAACUGAAGAUUAUCUUAGUGAAGAGUCUCCUAGAAAAAGAAAAUAUCGGGAAGAAUUAGAUGAAGCUAAAGUUGAAAUAGAAGGUUUAAAAAAGGUUAUAUUAGAUAAAGAGGAGGAGAUAAGAAAUUUGAAAAGCCAAAGCUUACCUGUCCUGCGGCAGGUUCGCAACUGUCAAAUCGAUGCAGUAUGCAGUAAAAUGCCUCCACAUCUCGCAGCGUGUGUGAGAGGUGUGCAUAAAUAAUGAUGGCCGGC